AUUCAGCCUGGGAAUCUCCUCCCGCUCCACGGCAACGAUCAGCUGACAAACGCAGACACGUGGGCCAGGUUAACACCGCGCAGAUACGGCACACGGAACACACGACGGAAGAAACGACGAACGGCGAAGCUGAGCGUGGGGUGCCUGAGGAUCAGCUCUCUCGCCGUGGCCAGACCCACGAUGCCUCCUCCCACAAUCGCCACAUCGUAUGAGCUGAAAGGACAAACGAGCCGCACCGUCACUGAACACCGCGGGGUAGCGGUCAGCACGUUGUCCCGUGCGUACAACCAGGGGGCGAAACUAUGAGGCUGUUGACAAAGGCUUCACAGGGCUUGAAUGCCUUACAGAAAUCUCCGUCACUAGGAGGCAGCAGACAAUUCUGGGGAUGGCUCAAUGCUGUGUUCAACAAGGUGGACUAUGAACGGAUAAAAGCGGUGGGCCCGGAUCGUGCAGCCUCCGAGUGGCUGCUACGCUGUGGGGCCAAGGUGCGGUUCCAGGGCUUUGACCGCUGGCAGCACGACUACAACGCGCUUCCCACCGGCCCCCUGGGAAAGUAUAAGAUCCAAGCCAUCAACGCCAUGGAGUCCUGUAUCAUGUACCGGGGGUUCGACCACUUGGACGGUCUGGAACAUUUAGAAGAGAUGAAGUUCAACAGGUGCAUCUACAUAGAGGACACGUGUAUGGAGAGGCUGAGCCAGAUAGAAAACCUGCAGGCCAGCCUGCGCAGGGUCGAGCUGGUGUCCUGCGGCAACGUGACCGACAAGGGAGUCAUCGCCCUCCACCGUCUCAGGAAUCUGGAGCGCCUGUUUCUCAGCGACCUGCCAGGCAUUAAGGAGACGGAGAAGACGGUGGAGAGACUGCAGGCAGCCCUGCCGAAGCUGACCAUUGAGCUCGACCUGCUAUGACUGGGUCAGUGUUCCAGGGUCGAGGUGGUCCCCAUGGCAACAUGAGCAUUCAGACAGAAGGAACUGUUGUGUUCUUGCAUAGGGAAUUUAAGGCUGCCUCACCGUUGUGUGUGUGUGAAGCUUUGGAAAAUGUGGGGGUUUUUUUUCCUACAAGAUGGGCAACUGGACCACCUGAGGUUCAGAACUGCUAUAAUCUGAAGACGGCAACAUUUGGAAGAUGCAAACAAAGCACUACAAACAAAUUCCUUUUAACGGCACUUUAUUCGAAUUGUCUGCCAAAAAAACAACAACAACAAAAAAACUGAUUUGUUUCCCCUACCAUUUAUUACCCUACCAGGUAUUAAAUAUUACUUCAUAGAAAAGUACAUCAAAAUACAGACACACUAUGUUUAUAUACACUUGUGCACACAAAGACAGUGGAGAUUUCCAGUGGUUCAUUGGUUAAGAAUUCAAAUUAUUAUUAUUUAUUUUUGUAAUAAUUUGGCAUUUGGUAAGAUAAAGAAGGAGAUGAAAUAACUAAAUACUCUUACAGUAGCACCAGUCUCCAGGAAAUAAUAUGUGUAUGAUGUAUGAUGUAAUAUGAUGUAUAUAUGAAAAUGAUAUGACCUCGCUUUUGUUGUUAUUGUUUACAUUGUACUGCUGCCAUCUUUUUUUUGACAUUCUUUUUAAAACUGUCUGGAGUAACAGUACGGUAGCUUGCAAUAAAAUUUGGGGAAAACUAUAAA
Messenger RNA from Conger conger (European conger), 1630 nucleotides. RefSeq names its product distal membrane arm assembly component 2 like (gene dmac2l). NCBI's taxonomy places the organism in Eukaryota, Metazoa, Chordata, Actinopteri, Anguilliformes, Congridae. The transcript has 6 exons. The record is from RefSeq and is a predicted model, not a curated record. Bases 303 to 905 code for a protein of 200 amino acids.